AUGGAGCCACGGUGGCAGUACCAGUUCCGAGUGAUCAUGCUGGGGGACUCGACAGUGGGGAAAUCCUCGCUGCUGCGGCGCUACACUGAGGGUAUCUUCCUGGACACUGUCAACCAGACUGUGGGGGUGGACUUCUACGUCCAAUUUGUGGAGCUGAAGCCAGGGCUGCGAGUGAAGCUGCAGUUUUGGGACACAGCUGGGCAGGAGAGGUUCAGGUCCGUGACUCGCUCCUACUACCGCAACUCGGCCGGAGGGAUGCUGAUCUUCGACCUCACCAACCGCGCAUCCUUUGAGAGCAUCCGGUGCUGGCACCGGGAGGUGACUGACACCAUCCAGCCCUUCCGCAUGGUCUUCCUGCUGGUGGGGCACAAGAGUGACAUGGCUGGGCAGCGCCAGGUGGGCCAGAGGGAGGCGGAGAAGCUGGCGGCCUCACUGGGUGUCCAGUACGUGGAGACCUCAGCAAAAGACGCUUCCAAUGUGGUCCAGGCCUUCCAGAUGCUGACGGUGGCCAUUUACAAAGCACUGCAGACAGGGUGGUUGGUGGCCACAGAGGCAUGGGACGGGGUGAAGAGCAGUGUCCCACUGCCGGUGCUGCCCAAGGCUCAGGCACUGGAGAAGGAGCAGCGGAAGAGAUGCUCAUGCUAGAGCUGUGGGCAAGGCAGGGAUAUGCUGGGCUCAGAAGGGGAAGUGGAUAUGGACCAGCCAGGCACAUGGCUGCAUUAAAUACCUCUCGUCACCCUCUGCCUGCCUGUGUUUUCCUG
Molecule: messenger RNA, 761 nt
Organism: Sturnus vulgaris (Common starling)
Lineage: Eukaryota; Metazoa; Chordata; Aves; Passeriformes; Sturnidae
Product: ras-related protein Rab-39B-like
Molecular function (GO): GTPase activity; GTP binding
Source: RefSeq, a predicted model, not a curated record